AUGGCCUGUGUCGCUGUGUUCACUACCAUGGCCUGUGUUGCUGUGUUCACUACCAUGGCCUGUGUCGCUGUGUUCACUACCAUGGCCUGUGUUGCUGUGUUCACUACCAUGGCCUGUGUUGCUGUGUUCACAUUCAGGAAGGAAGGAGACAUACUAGUGGGCUGUGGCUCGGUCCGUCUGGACAGCCGUAUUGUCGGGGGCAGGAAUGCCUCGGCGGGCAGAUGGCCAUGGCAGGUGAGCCUACACUGGCUAGGGAGUCACAUCUGCGGGGGGACCCUCAUUAGCGACCAGUGGGUCAUCACGGCCGCACACUGCUUCUCCAGCUUCCCAAUCCACUUCACCUGGACGGUGUACCUGGGCCGAGAGACACAGGAUACGUCCAGCCCGAACGCCAACCCUCAUGAGGUGGCACACAGUGUUAAAGCCAUCGUCCGCCACCCCGACUACAGCGCGGGGGACUUCACUAACGACGUGGCCCUGGUGAGACUAAGAGAGCCGGUGGAGUUCACCGCCUACGUCUGGCCCAUCUGCCUGCCCUCCAACACCAGCAGGUUCCCACCGGGAACGGCCUGCUGGACCACCGGCUGGGGCAACACGGGCUUUGGAGAGUCCCUCCCCUUCCCAAUGGCACUACAGGAAGUGGCGGUGACGGUGGCAGGAAACAGGAAGUGUGAGUGCCGGUUGAAGGACACACUCCAGGUGGACAUAACUCCCAGCAUGCUCUGCGCUGGAGGGGUUACGGGGAAAGGGGCAUGCCAUGGAGACUCAGGGGGUCCCCUCCAGUGUCGGCUGGGCUCUGUGUGGGUGCUGGCGGGGGUGACCAACUUUGGCAUCCCCUGUGCCACGGGUGUGGCCCCCGACGGUUACGCCCGCGUGUCGGCGUUUGAGCCGUGGAUCAGAGACACCGUGCGCCACUCGGACGUGGGCUUCGUCCACUUCACCUCAAACAGACCUGACGAGGACCGAAACUUCAACUGCAACCGCACUAACAGACGUGAAGGCACUGUAAAACUUCCUGAGCAGAACAGAAGUUCUCCCGCCAUCUUCCUGGAGGGCACAUUCAAAUAUUUCGGCCUUGUUUAUGGACAGAUAUUUCUGAACAACGACGGCUAUCUGACCUUUGAUGGGUCCACACCUCUGGAGCCUCCCAGCAGUUUCCCUGCGCACUCCAACACGGACGUCAUCGCCCCGCUGUGGGCGAACUUAGACAACAGGGUUCGAGGAACCAUCUCUUACCAGCAGGUCACUAAUGGCUCCAUUCUACACCUGGCCACUAGGGACAUAAACGAGUACUUCCCGCACCUCAACUUCUCUGCUUCCUGGGUGUUCAUCGCUUCCUGGGGGAAGGUUGCGCUCUCCUCCCAGCCAGAGUCAGGCGUGUCUGCCCAGCUGGUCUUGGUGUCUGAUGGGGAUCUGUCUUUUGUCCUGAUGAACUAUGGAGACAUAGAGACAGCCAACGCCCGGGCUGGCUAUGACACCGCCGGAUCCUCGCACUACUUUUGGGUUCCCAUGGAAACGACCUCAGAGCUCCAGCACACCAGCAACAUGUUCACUCCAGGCCGCUGGGUGUUCCGUGUCGAUGGAGGCGAUGUGACCAGUGGCCACAGCAGAGCUACAGCUGACGAGUGUGGCGUCUCGGCGAAGCCCCCGUCACAGCUCAGUGCCAGGAUCACCGGGGGCCAGGACGCCCAGCCAGGGAGUUGGCCCUGGCAGGUCAGCAUACACCGUCUCGGCCGCCACGAGUGUGGGGGCUCCCUGAUCAACCACGAGUGGGUCAUCUCUGCUGCACACUGCUUCCAAAGUUCCUGCACCGCUCCCCUGGCUGUCUAUCUCGGUCGUCUUCGUCAGGUGGGCAGCAUCUCCAACGAGGUCCGCCGAAGCAUCCUGGCGAUUGUCCGACACCCUGAUUACGACAGCGUCUCCAAUGACAAUGACGUGGCUCUCGUCCGCUUGAGCUCGCCGGUCCGCUACACGUCCUACAUCAAACCCGUUUGCCUGGCAGCGAGCGCCAGCACGUUCAUCACUGACACCAAAAGCUGGGUCACUGGCUGGGGAUUCGUCCAACAAGGAGUGCCCCUCCCCUCCCCACAGACCUUACAGGAAGUGGAGGUGUUGGUGGUGGGAAACAAACAGUGCAGCUGCUCUUAUGGAGAACUCACAGACAACAUGAUCUGUGCAGGUGUGCCCGCAGGUGGCAAAGACGCUUGCCAGGCUGAUUCAGGAGGGCCCUUGGUGAGCAGACAGGACUCUAUCUGGGUUCUCUCUGGGGUUGUAAGUUUCGGGGAAGGCUGUGGUCGCCCCGGUUACCCGGGCAUCUACACGAGGGUGUCGCGGUACCAGGACUGGAUCACCUCUUUCACCUCAGAAGACCUGCCGGGCUUCGUACAGUUUGAUUCUGAGGGACCUGACACAGAUAAUGACUACACCUGUCCCAGCCCAACACCACCAGGGCCCAGCACGCCACCAACCACUACAAACAGGCCUUCCACCACUUUGCUGUCAGACACAACACCCAUAGCCAUAACUACAACCACUACAAACAGGCCUUCCACUACUCCCCUUCCAGUGACAAUGCCCACCACUGUUUCUAUGACAACAACUGCUACAACCAACAUCAGCGGUACAUUUUAUCCAUUUGGAGAUGAAAGUACUAUGAGCCCUCCGCAGCAGAACGACAGUUCCUUACUGAUCUUCCUGGAAGGGACAUUUAAAUACUUUGGCCUUGCUUACAGCCAGAUAUAUCUGAACAACGACGGCUAUCUGACCUUUGAUGGGUCCACACCUCUGGAGCCUCCCAGCAGUUUCCCUGCGCACUCCAACACGGACGUCAUCGCCCCGCUGUGGGCAAACUUAGACAACAGGGUUCGAGGAACCAUCUCUUACCAGCAGGUCACUAAUGGCUCCAUUCUACACCUGGCCACUAGGGACAUAAACGAGUACUUCCCGCACCUCAACUUCUCUGCUUCCUGGGUGUUCAUCGCUUCCUGGGAGAAGGUUGCGUUCUCCUCCCAGCCAGAGUCAUUUGGUUAUGACACAGCUGGAUCCUCCCACUACUUUUCAGUCCCUGUGAAUAGCACAACAGACCUCCGUCACACAAGCAAUGUUGACCACACAGGUCGCUGGGCAUUCCGCACGGAUGAAGGGAACGCACCCAGUGGUCAGAGGUGUGGGCUUCCCACUUACCCUGAGCCCACCCCUGACAAUAGGAUAGUCGGGGGCCAGGACGCCCAACCAGGAAGCUGGCCCUGGCAGGCCAGCAUACACCGCUCUGGACGCCAUGCCUGUGGAGGGUCCCUCAUAAACAACCAGUGGGUCAUCUCUGUUGCACACUGCUUUCUCAGUUCCUGCACAGCUCAUCUGACUGUUUAUCUCGGUCGUUAUCGCCAAGAAGGCAGCAACCCCAACGAGGUUCGACGAGGUGUCAUGGCAAUCGCCAGACACCCUAAUUAUGACUUCAUUACGUCUAACAAUGACAUAGCGCUCAUUCGACUCAGCUAUCCCGUCCGCUACACGGCCUUCAUUAAACCCGUUUGCCUGGCAGCAAGCGCCAGUGUGUUUAUUACAGGCACAGAGAGCUGGGUCACUGGCUGGGGACGCAUCCAAGAAGGAGUGCCCCUCCCUUCCCCACAGACCUUACAGGAAGUGGAGGUGUUGGUGGUGGGAAACAAACAGUGCAGCUGCUCUUAUGGAAAACUCACAGACAACAUGAUCUGUGCAGGUGUGCCCGCAGGUGGCAAAGACUCUUGCCAGGCUGAUUCAGGCGGACCCUUGGUGAGCAGACAGGACUCUAUCUGGGUUCUCUCAGGGAUCAUAAGUUUCGGAAGAGGCUGUGGUCGCCCCGGUUACCCGGGCGUCUACACGAGGGUGUCGCAGUACCAGGAUUGGAUCACCUCCUUCACCUCAGAAGACCUGCCGGGCUUCGUACAGUUUGAUUCUGAGGGACCUGACACAGAUAAUGACUACACCUGUCCCAGCCCAAUACCACCAGGGCCCAGCACGCCACCAACCACUACAAACAGGCCUUCCACCACUUUGCUGUCAGACACAACACCCAUAGCCAUAACUACAACCUAUACAACAAACAUUAGCACGUCCUCCGCUACUUCACUGCCUACAACUCCCAUAAUUCCAUCCUCAACAAUCAGGCAGAGCACAAUGUCCAAGCAUACAAUGCCUUCCUCAACCCCUGAUGACCAUUCCGUCACUUCUAGCACAUAUCCAUCCACUUCUGCCAUUAUCAAAACCAGCGUCCAAUCCACAACACGUUCCUCAACAGCCACACUCAUCUGUAACCACAACUGCAGCCACCAGCGAUGCUACGCUAACCACAGCUACUUCGACAUCUGUUACUUCUGUAUCGGACGCUUCUGUAACCACAACUGCUGCUACCAGCGAUGCUACGCUAACCACGGCUACUUCGACAUCUGUUACUUAUGUAACGGACGCUGCUGUAACCACAACUGCGGCGACCAGCGAUGCAACGCUAACCACAGCUACUUCGACAUCUGUUACUUCUGUAACGGACGCUGCUGUAACCACAACUGCAGCCACCAGCAAUGCUACGCUAACCACAGCUACUUCGGCAUCUGUUACUUCUGUAACGGACACUGCUGUAACCACAACUGCUGCUACCAGCAAUGCUACGCUAACCACAGCUACUUCGGCAUCUGUUACUUCUGUAACAGACGCUGUUGUAACCACAACUGCUGCUACCAGCUAUGCUACGCUAACCACAGCUACUUCGACAUCUGUUAUCUCUGUAACGGACACUGUUGUAACCACAACUGCUGCUACCAGCGAUGCUACGCUAACCACAGGUACUUCGACAUCUGUUAUUUCCCCUGA
Alosa sapidissima (American shad) is the source of this 4845-nucleotide messenger RNA. RefSeq lists its product as uncharacterized. The record is from RefSeq and is a predicted model, not a curated record. Bases 1 to 4845 code for a protein of 1614 amino acids. The transcript is spliced from 21 exons. Gene Ontology annotation, molecular function: serine-type endopeptidase activity. NCBI's taxonomy places the organism in Eukaryota, Metazoa, Chordata, Actinopteri, Clupeiformes, Clupeidae. Gene Ontology annotation, biological process: proteolysis; cell-matrix adhesion.